Messenger RNA from Fraxinus pennsylvanica, 1086 nucleotides. The record is from the annotation of a GenBank genome assembly. Lineage: Eukaryota; Viridiplantae; Streptophyta; Magnoliopsida; Lamiales; Oleaceae.
AUGGAUCGGGUGCACGUAACAGUUGGUCCUGGAAUGGAUAUGCCGAUCAUGCACGGUAGUGAUCGAUACGAUUUAGUUCGAGACAUCGGGUCGGGUAAUUUCGGGGUUGCGCGGCUAAUGAGAGAUAAGCAGACAAAGGAGCUUGUUGCUGUUAAGUAUAUUGAGCGAGGCGACAAGAUAGAUGAAAAUGUUCAGAGAGAAAUUAUCAAUCACCGUUCUUUGAGGCACCCUAAUAUUGUUAGAUUUAAAGAGGUCAUUCUAACACCAACUCAUUUGGCCAUUGUCAUGGAGUAUGCAUCUGGAGGAGAGCUUUUUGAGCGAAUCUGCAAAUGCAAUGCGGGACACUUCUAUGAGGAUGAGGCUCGCUUCUUUUUUCAACAACUUAUAUCUGGAGUCAGCUACUGUCAUUCAAUGCGAAUAUGUCAUAGGGACUUGAAGCUGGAAAACGCACUGUUGGAUGGAAGUCCUGCUCCAAGACUCAAAAUCUGUGAUUUUGGGUAUUCUAAGUCUUCAUUGCUGCAUUCACAACCAAAAUCUACUGUUGGAACUACAGCGUAUAUUGCUCCUGAGGUGUUUCUUAUGAAAGAAUAUGAUGGCAAGAUUGCAGAUGUAUGGUCCUGCGGUGUCACUUUAUAUGUGAUGCUAGUAGGUGCCUAUCCAUUUGAGGAUCCCGAAGGACCUAAGGACUUCAGAAAGACAAUUGAUAGAAUCUCAAAUGUUCAGUAUUCCAUUCCAGAACAUGUUAAAAUUUCGGAGGAAUGUCGGCAGCUAAUUUCGCGGAUCUUUGUUGCAGACCCUGCACAACGCAUCACCAUCCCGGAGAUUCGAAACCACUCGUGGUUCCUGAAGAACCUUCCGGCAGAUCUAAUGGAUGAAAGGACAAUGGGAAACCAGUUUGAAGAGCCCGAACAGCCCAUGCAGAGUCUGGAAGUCAUCAUGCAGAUAAUCUCAGAGGCAACUAUACCUCCCGCUGGUUUGUACAACCUGAGCAUGACGGACGAUGACAUGGAAGACCUGGAUUCUGACCCUGAUCUUGAUAUUGAUAUUGAUAUUGACAGCAGUGGAGAGAUCAUUUGUGCAAUGUGA